Molecule: messenger RNA, 3405 nt
Organism: Pseudo-nitzschia multistriata
Lineage: Eukaryota; Bacillariophyta; Bacillariophyceae; Bacillariales; Bacillariaceae
Source: the annotation of a GenBank genome assembly
CCGAGUCGCUUCGUUCCGCGUCUCACCAACCCCAGAACAAAGCUCGAACGGCAACCCGUUCUCGUCACCACUGCAACGAACCGUCAAAGCAAAGCAUUGGAAUUGAAUACCAACCAUGAUCAAGCAGCGAAACUUGGUCCUGGUGGUCCUCGGACUGUUCAUAGUCACCGUGGUGGCCGUGAAUUUAUUCUAUCUGCCGUCCAUCGGAAUCAGCGGUCUGGAAUUUGCUCCGUUGACGAACUACGCUGCUGCACUGGAAGMAUUUGCCAAACCAACAACUGACAUCUCCUCCGACAACCUGUACCUCGGACAAGAAAGSRGGGGGGAGGAAGCCGAAUCGCUGCCGCUGUCGUCGCCCCUUUCGACCGACCAGGCGGAGGCGGAUUCGUCCGCUUCCGCGAAAGCGGACGUUCAACGGGAAGAGACCGCUCCGGCCGGUGGGGCACCCGGCGAAAGGAUCGCCGGCCUCAACUGCGAUCGGUUCGGGGGUCCCCCGGAAGAAACCGCGGCCGAAAUGGUGUACUGGCGGGACAUCCCCAGCGAUGCGCACUUUACGAGCCCCUACGCUAGCUACGGAGACGAUCCGAAGUACCUCACCUUCGAACCCGACGAGGGCGGCUUCAACAACAUUCGAAUGUCCAUGGAAACGGCCACGGCAAUGGCGCAUGCCAUGGGAAGGAUUCUGGUCCUUCCACCGGAGCAAGAGAUCUACCUCCUCGGAAACGACRAGAAGAAGCACAACAAUCGCUUCACCUUCAAGAAGUUCUUCCCGUUCGAUGCCAUUUCCGUKGAACACAAGGCCGUAGAAGUUAUAUCGAUGGAAGAAUUCAUGGAGCGAGAAGUCUCGACGGGAAGAUUGAAGGACGAAAACGGAAACGCUGUCUUCCCCCCCCGCAACCAGACAUCGUUCGAAGGCCAUAUCAGACGAGGCCAGGAAAUGUGGCACUGGCUCCGAUCGGUUACCGUUUCUUCGACGUGCGAUUUCAGCCAGGGUCCCUACGUCUUUCCGAAGCAACCGGGGCCAGAAGGAGUGAAGGAGAUGCAAGAUUUGUUCAACAGCAUGGACAUGAACAUCCAGAACCACAAGCUCUGGAAGAAAUACGUCGGUAACCCGACCCCGGUGGAUGCUCCGGCCAAAGAACGGUUGAGUGAAAUGCUCUCCUUUCGAUCCAAAGUAUGCCUGUACGACGAUCAUAUGCAGAAGGCAAAGGUGAUGCAUUUCAUGGGCGACAACGCCUCGGGCGCCCGCUUGCUGGUUCACUUUUACGCCUUUAUGUUCUUCGAGGACUGGAAACAGGACCUCUGGACCAAGCGGUACGUCCGGGACCACCUGCGGUACAUCGAUGAGAUCCAGUGCGCGGCCGCCAGGAUCGUCGCCGCCGUUCGGGAAAGGGCGAUCGCGAACGGAAACCCGGACGGCGAGUACGAUUCGAUGCACAUCCGGCGGGGGGACUUUCAGUACAAGCAAACCCGCAUAGAUGCGAAGAGGAUCUACAAAAACAUCAAGCACCUCUUCCCGGCGAACGCGACCGUCUUUGUUGCCACCGACGAGCGCGACAAGAGCUUUUUCGAACCCCUGCGGAAGCACUACAACGUCUUGUUCUUUGACGACUUUGCCCACCUGGUGGYGGACGUGAACAAGAACUACUACGGCAUGCUGGACCAAAGGAUUGCCUCGAGGGGGAGGACCUUUGCCGGGGCSUAUUACUCCACCUUCACGGGCUACAUCAACCGCAUGCGCGGGUACCACUCGCAAAAGAACAAGCUGGAGGGCUACGAGGAGGGACGGCUCAACAGCUUCUUUUACGUUCCGAAAGACCUGCAGGAUGAAAUUAGCGUCUACAGCUCGCUCAAGGGACCGCUGUGGGGCAGGGAGUUCCCGGUGUCGUGGAGGGACAUCGACCACGACCUCAGCCCCUCGCAGCUACUGGCGUAGGCGGAAACUGGGGAACGAAGGAAUCCCGGUGGCGCUCAGGGGUAGCGACGGGGUUUGGUUUGGUUUGGCUUGGCUUGGUUUGGCUUCUAUUUUGUUUGGUUUCGUCUCUCGCUCCGACCCCGGAAGCAAGCACCCACCAACCGGAACGUCGCUCGCGGUUUUGCGUUGUUUUGCGCCAACGGGGCUUCCAAGGCUUCCCGGGUGGUUUGUCCCGUGGUAGAACCCGAACGACGCGUUUGUCUGUCCAUCCAGAGCACAGUGAAACUUUGCAAUACCACAGUUGCGAACGAAACCGUGGCUGCUUUUGCMAAAAAAAGGGAGCGCUGCGGGACUAGGUCACUAGCUAGACUGGUCCACGAGCAGCUACUAGCUCAUAACGCACUCUUUAUUGUAAACCAUGUAUUAUAUUAUCGUACGCUAGGGAGCCCAUCGUCACUUCACAGGCACUGCCAUAGUAUGGACCAAAGAAGAUUCGAAAAACACAUUUAUUCUCUCUAAAACAACAACAMAACCAUUGAAGGCCUUCUCUCCGUAUCAUUCGUCGAUGACGCUCGAUUUGGAUCAAAGGAUUUCUUCGCAGCCAAGGGUUUCUUUCCUMGAUGCCCUUAGAACGCAACGUUUUGUUUCAUCUUGUGUUCGCCGCCGGCACGGAACGCCGUCACGGGAGGACGAAUUGUGACCCAGACGAGAGAUUGUGACCGAGAUCGGACUUUCGAAGCCUUGCUUUCGAUUUCCCCUGUUUGUACGAUGCGACCUAAUWGUACCAAAAACGGAUUUCGAGAACGCCGCAUGCUGUUUGCGAAACGCCUUGGUCGAGGAUUCGGAUUGCUCCAGACGCAGAAAAAACGUCUAGAAAUAAUACAAAAAUAUUCCUACUAGUACAUGUAGAUGGAAUUAAACGCGAAAAUAGAUCACGUCGACACGGAGAGCCAGAGAUAUCUUUUGUCUCGUUCUCGGUAGCUGUCCUCGGAGAAGGCUGUGACGACAGAAGAAAAAAGAAAAGCAUUGCCGGGACGCAGCAAUGAAUUUUUUGAUCCCUCGGAAAAUCUCACGGCACCAUGCUUGGCGUGGGUUUCGGUUCGUCUUUGGUGCGAGUCGAGUCGAAUCGAAUUAAAUCGCCCGAGAUGGGUUUCUCUUUCUUCCUGUGUCCGAGGAUCCACCGGUCCCCGGGCGAUUCGUUCGGCGGACCCGCCCACGAACCUGCUUUGGCCGGGCGACGCUCAAUCGAUAUUGUGGUCGUCCAGCUUGGCGCCGGACCUCGUGAUGAUAUCUCUGUAUCGGCAGCUGCCCGGCUGGCACCGCUCCAGGUCCAUCCCGAAGCAGUUGAAGUUUUGUAGGCUCCCGGCACCGUUCGCGCACGAAUUCCCAACGACGGUCUUUUCCUCGGACGACGAGGACACCAGGAUGUCGAUGUCCCCGCCGCCGUGUAAUUUGAUAUCGAAGUCWUGGUUCUSGCACGACAGAAUCCC